UAGGAUGAGCUUAACGUAACGGAACGUAACGGAACGCAACGGGACGUGAAGUGACGUGAAGUAAACUUAACGUUAAAGUAUAUCUGUCUAAUUACGAUCGCCAUAACGUGCCGUUAAAAAAAACAGCGUGCAUUUUGACAGCGUUAUUAUUCUUGUUGUCAUUCUCGUUGGUAGUUUCUAUCAAAAUGAAUUCUGCUGUGAGAAAUUAUCAAAUUUUUAAUUUAAUUUCGAUCGGAUAUUUUUACCUUCAACGGCGGAAGAGAAAACGAGUACGAACCAUUGGUGUGAGAGAGAUUUUUCGAAGAAGAAUCCAGUUUGGUGACGGACAUAAUCUGUUAGAAGAACUCCGUUUUAAUGAUCCGCACUUUUUUUUUAUUUAUACAAGAAUGAAUGUUGAAAGAUUCGAGUAUCUCUUGAGUUUAAUUGGUCCACUGUUAAAGAAACGAAAAAUGUACACUACUCUUUUACCCUCUCAGAGACUUGCCAUAACAUUAAGGUUCUUGGCAGCAGGAGACAGUCAGGGUACUCUGAGCUUUUCCUAUAGAUGUGGCAAGAGCACUAUCUCUCAGAUCCUGGCUGAAACUACUCGAGCACUUGUAAGUGUUUUGAAGAAUGCAUUUGUAAAGCCUCCUGCAAAUGAAGCGGAGUGGCGUGAGGUGGCUGCUGGAUUUUGGGAAGAAUGGCAGUUUCCCCAUUGUGUGGGAGCCAUCGAUGGGAAGCACAUUCAAAUGCAGGCCCCACAAGCUUCUCAAAGUAUUUACUUUAAUUACAAGAAAACAUUUAGCAUAGUUCUAUUGGCAGUUUGUGAUGCAUACUACAAUUUCAUCAUGCUCGAUGUAGGAGCAGAAGGCUCACAAAGUGAUGGCGGAAUUUUUCAAUCGUCUGAAAUGGGUCGGCGAUUGAAUGAUGGAUCUAUUAAUUUGCCAAAUUCGAGUAACCUACCAGAAACUGAUAUUGAUAUGCCUUACUUCCUUGUAGGAGAUGCAGCUUUCCCUCUGAAAUCUUACCUAAUGAAACCCUAUGGCGAACGUAACAUAUCUCAUGACAAGUCUGUGUAUAACUUUAGGUUGAGCAGAGCAAGAAGAGUGAUUGAAAAUGCCUUUGGCAUUUUAGCAGCUCGUUGGAGAGUUUUUCGUCGCCCUAUUAUUAGUAAAGAAGACAAUGUGGAAAGCAUUAUUGAAUGUACUAUUUGCCUCCACAAUUUCAUCCUUAAGACAGGCAACAAGAAACUCAACCUGGAGUACUGCCCUCCUUCGUUUGUGGAUCAAGAAUUGCCAACUGGCGAAUUGAUAGAAGGAGAAUGGCAUGAUGUUGUCAGUGGGGAAAAUGGAGCCAUCAUUAAUGGUCCACGGAUGGGUGCAAGAAAUGCUGCUCUAGGAAUUUUAAAACAGAGAGAUGCACUGAAGGAAUUCGUGAAUGGGCCUGGGGUUAUGCGCCAUCAAGACACUAUUGUGAGGAUCCGGCAAGGAAUUAUCCCCCCUCAAGAUCUACACUUACUGCCAUGAGUUUUUUUUUUAAUUAAAUAAAUCUUAAUACAAAACAUGAAUAAA
Messenger RNA from Nylanderia fulva, 1550 nucleotides. The record is from RefSeq and is a predicted model, not a curated record. NCBI's taxonomy places the organism in Eukaryota, Metazoa, Arthropoda, Insecta, Hymenoptera, Formicidae.